CUGAGACACCUCUGAGACUCACAGACAGAGAGAGCUGAGUGAGAGGAGUGUGUAGAGGAGUGACCGGACAGGAAGGCCUGUAUCUUAGAUCAGUUAUCCAGAAGCUGAUGGAGAAUUACACAGGCGAUCAUCAUCAGAUACACUCAACCACUCAUUAGAGGUGGGUAACCCAGGUCCAGAAAAUAAAAAUCCCGCUGUUGGAGCUGCGGGAUGGAUUUUUACUUUCUGGACCUGGGUUACCCACCUCUAUUACACACACACUCACAAGGGGAUAAGUAUGUAACGUUAGCUAAAUGAAUACAGAUAUAACCUUUAUAAGAGCGUUUUCUGCUGGAAAUAUUCACGACAGUUGUUAAGUGACCUGUCUGGAGUUACUGGAGCUAUGAUCUUACAGGAUCAGUAUUUACAGUCAGCCUGGAGCACCAGCACUGCUAUCCUGCCCUGGACCCUCGACAGCUCAAUCAGUGAUGAGAACAGAGAGGUCAUUGAGAGCAUGCUGUUGGAAGAACAAUAUUAUUUUGCUGGUAAGAAGGCACCUAAAGUGGCAUGGACUGGAGAUAAGCCAAAAGUAAAAAAGUCACCAGUGAAGAGCUCUGGAGCUCCAGCUCGUUGGGCACAAGAGGAAAAGGAUCUUUUUGAGAAAGGACUGGCUCAGUAUGGGCGGAGGUGGACCAAGAUUGCAAAACUAAUUGGCUCAAGGACUGUUCUUCAAGUAAAGAGCUUUGCCAGGCAGUACUUCAAACACAAGGCUAAAGCUGAAGGUCCUACUGAAGAGUCAUCUGCCAAAACACAGAGUUCACUACUUCACACCUCAUCCUCUGGAUCAAAAACUCUUUCUGUCCAGCCACACCUCCCUGUGCUGGCCAACACUAUACGCAUCGAACAGCUGUCCGACGAUGAGGAUGUUGACAUCACUGAUGACCUCAGUGACAGUGCAUCCCAACCAGAGAACCAGUUAGACCAAGCAGAUGAGCCCAAAGGUUUUCAGGAUCUGCAUGAGCAAGAACAUCCUGUUUUAGUCAUUUCCUCUACAGACAGAGUGAAGAAACACUUUUUAAAUCCGGGCGAAUUGUCUGUCGGACCAGCAGAUUUGAGCCUUAAGGUUAACGGCAGCCCUCAGUCAGUGGAGGAACUAGAACCUGGAGAGCAUAAAGAGGAAUAUCUCUGUGACGAUAGCCCCGAAACAUGUACUCUGCCCGGAGAUGAGCGUGCUGAAGAAAAGGUGGAAGGUGUUGCCAUGGAGGAAACAGAAGAGGACCAGGAGGAAGAGGAAGAGCUGAAGGCUCCUGAGCAGGAAGUGACACUACACCUAGAAACCAUCGCAGAAGAGGAAAAGCAGGCCAUUCCAGAGUUCUUUGAGGGCCGUCCGUCAAAAACUCCAGAGAGAUAUCUAAAAAUCCGCAACUACAUUCUGGAUCAGUGGGAAAAGAGUAAACCCAAGUACUUGAAUAAGACAUCAGUGCGCCCUGGCUUGAAAAACUGCGGGGAUGUGAACUGCAUUGGCCGGAUACACACUUACCUGGAGCUCAUCGGAGCAAUAAACUUCAACUGUGAUCAGGCCAUCUAUAAUCGUCCACGGCCGGUGGACCGCUCUCGUCUGAAGGAAAGCAGAGACAGUCUGGAGGCUUAUCAGCUGGCUCAAAGAUUGCAGUCCAUGCGCACAAGGAAGCGCCGAGUACGGGACAUGUGGGGAAACUGGUGUGAUGCUAAAGACCUAGAGGGCCAGACAUACGAGCAUUUAAGCGCAGCAGAUCUGUCCCUUAGAAGAGAGGAAAUGAAGAAAAGGCAGCCAAGGCCCUGCAAAUUCCCUAAACGCAGUUCUUUUGAUCCAUUCCAGCUCAUUCCUUGCAAGACAUUUGGAGAGGACACACAGGAGCCAUUUCAAGUGAUCGUGUGCGCUGAAGCCCUGGUUGUCAUGGAUGUGCACGCUCAUGUCUCUAUGGGAGAGGUGAUCGGGCUGCUAGGCGGAUCCUAUGAUGAUGAAGAGAAAGUGCUGAAGAUCUGCGCUGCCGAGCCAUGUAAUAGCCUCAGCACUGGACUACAGUGUGAAAUGGACCCUGUCUCCCAGACACAAGCUUCUGAGCUUCUCGGGGCCAAAGGUCACAAUGUAGUCGGCUGGUAUCACUCCCAUCCCGCCUUUGAUCCCAACCCCUCCCUUAGAGACAUUGACACCCAGGCCAAAUACCAGAGUUAUUUCUCUCGAGGAGGUGCUCCUUUCAUAGGAAUGAUUGUGAGCCCAUAUAACCCCAGUAACACCUCUCCUGUAUCCCAGACCACCUGUCUGCUUGUGCAGGAAGAGACUGGGCCUACGGAUACUCAAAAGCAUCCAUACAAGUUUGAGUACCUGGUCUCUGCAGAGAUCCCUGACUGGACAGAGGUGAUGAGAAGAGCAGAAUGGGUGGUGUUCAAAUACAGAGAGUCUCAUGGGUGUGUUCCAAUGGACAGGCUGUAUCGCAGAGAUUCCUCGAUCACAUGUCUAGAAAAGUUGCUUGUCUCACUAAAGAAGACCCUUACAGAGGUUCCAGAGACUGAGACCGAGACCUUCCUCAUCCAGAUUGAAACUUUGUUCAUUACACAUUUCAUUGUUAAGCAAGAGACUCCUCAAGAUAUGGCUGGUUCUUCCUCUCAUCCUCAUGAUCCAGUUACAAGAUCUCCUUUACACAUAUUCACCAUCUCUGAGCAAGAUAACAGUGGUGCAGCUUUGGACUUUGAUGAAAUGUGUUUUACAGAUGAGCAAUCCACCACUAAUUCCAGCAACUCUGAUAAAAUGUCCUCCAGUCCUGGUAACCAAAUUAUACCCCAUCCAGAAGUCACUGUGCCCUCUAUACAAACAGUAAAUGAAGAAAAUGAGAAAUGACUCUUAUCUUAGUUCUGAUCUCUCAGAGAGUAAUGUAUUAUAUAAACAAGACCAUUCCAAUUUGUUUAUGAUGUGACCUAGUGUAUCUGGAUUUAUAAAAACUUGGGUUUUCAGGCUGGGCAAAUACGCCACACUAAUUAUAGACAUUGGGCAGCACUCCUAACUCUACCUUCAUCUAUCUGUGUAACAUAAUUUUAAUGUAUCACUGUGGAAAUGAGUGUCAGUCAAAUGACAUAUUCAAUAUUUUAGCUAAAUUAAAAUGAUUUAAUCCUUUUAGGCAGAGAUGCAUGAAAGUUUUUGUAAGUAAAUACAGUAUCCAUAUUUUACCACUAUAUAUGCAACUUAUAAGACUCUUACAGGUUAACUGGUAAAUGAAAUUGCUAUAUGCUAUAAACUGCUAUAUGGCUACAUUAGGAACAUCUUAACCCCUGAUUUCCCAUCACCACAAUAGAAAUGUCAGUAAGAUGGACUCUUUCACAUCAUACUAUGUUUAUUGACUGUUUACAUUGGCUUUAACGUCCUCGUCAAUAUUUAUUUUUUCUUGUUGAAAGUGUUAACUAGAUAGGAUAAUGUUAAUAAAGCCAGUGUUGAUUAUUUUUAAUAA
Astyanax mexicanus (Mexican tetra) is the source of this 3461-nucleotide messenger RNA. RefSeq names its product Myb-like, SWIRM and MPN domains 1 (gene mysm1). Gene Ontology annotation, cellular component: BRISC complex; BRCA1-A complex. Gene Ontology annotation, molecular function: polyubiquitin modification-dependent protein binding; metallopeptidase activity. Lineage: Eukaryota; Metazoa; Chordata; Actinopteri; Characiformes; Acestrorhamphidae. The record is from RefSeq and is a predicted model, not a curated record. Gene Ontology annotation, biological process: double-strand break repair. The coding region runs from base 383 to 2857 and encodes 824 amino acids. The transcript is spliced from 20 exons.